Messenger RNA from Condylura cristata (star-nosed mole), 3004 nucleotides. RefSeq names its product parvin, alpha (gene PARVA). Gene Ontology annotation, molecular function: actin binding. The transcript has 13 exons. NCBI's taxonomy places the organism in Eukaryota, Metazoa, Chordata, Mammalia, Eulipotyphla, Talpidae. Gene Ontology annotation, cellular component: focal adhesion; actin cytoskeleton; cytoplasm. The record is from RefSeq and is a predicted model, not a curated record. Bases 108 to 1226 code for a protein of 372 amino acids. Gene Ontology annotation, biological process: substrate adhesion-dependent cell spreading; establishment or maintenance of cell polarity; actin cytoskeleton organization.
AUAAUUCCGCUUCCGUUUGGAAAGCCGCAGCCUCAGUCCCGCCGCGUCCGCCCAGCUCCAGCUCCGCGUCCGACAGGCCCGCGGCUGUCCGCUCCCCGCUCCCCGCCAUGGCCACCUCUCCGCAGAAGUCGCCCUCUGUCCCUAAGUCCCCCACUCCCAAGUCGCCCCCGUCCCGGAAGAAAGAUGACUCCUUCUUGGGGAAACUCGGAGGGACGCUGGCCCGGAGGAAGAAAGCAAAGGAGGUCUCGGAGCUUCAGGAAGAGGGCAUGAAUGCCAUUAACCUGCCCCUCAACCCGAUCCCUUUCGAGUUAGACCCCGAGGACACGAUGCUGGAGGAGAACGAAGUUCGAACAAUGGUGGAUCCAAACUCACGCAGUGACCCCAAACUCCAAGAACUGAUGAAGGUAUUAAUUGACUGGAUUAAUGAUGUCUUGGUUGGAGAAAGAAUCAUUGUGAAAGACCUGGCUGAAGAUUUGUAUGAUGGACAAGUCCUGCAGAAGCUGUUUGAGAAACUUGAGAGCGAGAAGCUGAAUGUUGCUGAGGUCACCCAGUCAGAGAUUGCACAGAAGCAAAAGCUGCAGACAGUCCUGGAGAAGAUCAACGAAACCCUGAAACUCCCUCCCAGGAGCAUCAAGUGGAAUGUGGACUCUGUGCAUGCCAAGAGCCUGGUGGCCAUCUUGCAUCUGCUGGUUGCUUUGUCCCAGUAUUUCCGGGCACCAAUACGACUCCCAGACCAUGUUUCCAUCCAGGUGGUUGUGGUCCAGAAACGAGAAGGAAUCCUCCAGUCUCGGCAAAUCCAAGAGGAAAUAACUGGUAACACAGAGGCUCUUUCCGGAAGGCAUGAACGUGACGCCUUUGACACCUUGUUCGACCAUGCCCCAGACAAGCUCAAUGUAGUAAAGAAGACGCUCAUCACUUUCGUGAACAAGCACCUGAAUAAACUGAACCUGGAGGUCACUGAACUGGAGACCCAGUUUGCAGAUGGUGUAUACUUGGUGCUGCUCAUGGGGCUUCUGGAGGGCUACUUUGUGCCCCUGCACAGCUUCUUCCUGACCCCAGACAGCUUUGAACAGAAGGUCCUAAAUGUCUCCUUUGCCUUUGAGCUCAUGCAAGAUGGAGGGCUGGAAAAGCCAAAACCACGGCCAGAAGACAUCGUCAACUGCGACCUGAAAUCCACGCUGCGAGUGCUCUACAACCUCUUCACCAAGUACCGGAAUGUGGAGUGAGGACACCCUGCACAGUCCUCCAGCAGCCUUAACCUGCUUGUUCCCACCUCCUGCUCUGUGCUCUCCCACAAGUCCAGCCACUCCCCAGAGAUCAUGGGAACCGAGAUUAUCAAGGAAAUGAUCACUACCAAAAUGGACCACAGCUCCCAGGCCUUGAGGAUAUUCUGCCGGAUCCAGGUUUCCCACAGUGUGAUUUGGGGACCAGCUUAGGCACAAGCAGCACACCCCCAAGAUGAAAAUAAAGAUGAUAGUGGCUGUUUAAUGAGGGUCCGCUGUGUACCAGGCUGAGUGCUCCUGUAUGCUCAAACUCAUCCACCCUCCUGGCUCCCAGUAAGCAGGUGUAUGAUCUCCUUGUACAGACAAGGAAACUGAGGCUCCACCAGGUUAAGUGGCUUGCCAGAGCUGGCAUGUUUUUCCACUUUGAACCUGUUUUAAUAUCUAGCCAGUCACAGUGCAUUCUUUGCACAUGCUCCAUGUGCCUGUAUGUGUAUCGCAUGUGCACAUUUGCACACACGCACCUGUGCUCCCAAAGAGACAGUGGGAGUCCACUGAUCUCACCACCACCUAGGCAGGCUAGGUCACAGCUUAGUGAUUCACACUGGAAGUGGCAAAUCAAAUUUAACCCAAUUACUAGUGUGUGUGUGUGGCAGGAGACUCUUCAACUCCUUUAUACAAAUGAAAAUUACUCUUAAUUCUUUCAGAUUUGUAAUAACCCCAUACUCUGGUUUCAGGGUGACAUUUGGGAAGGAUUCUGUUUAAAAUUAAUGGAGUGGUACAUUUUGCAGGCUUUUUGCUUGAUUGCAUGUAAUGGAAAUGCCCUAUAUUUUCCUGUAAAAUAAGUGCUCAAUUCAUUAUCAUUAGGCAAAUGAACAAUAUAGUCAGACACCGCAGAGAGCUGGGUGCCAGCCCACGUGAGCCCAGCGUGGGAAGUAGGGCUCUUCAACAGGGACCCUUGAACUUUAAAGAAAGCAAUUCCUUUUUGCCUUCUAAUUGAUCAUUUAGACCAUUUCUGGCUCUGUCUGCCCACAUGCAAUUACCAGCUAAUUCAGGCGAGGAAGAAUGUAAGUCAUUUAGCCCAAAGCCGAGCUGUUUCCUUGUGUGGGUUUACUCGUGGGCUUGUGGUUACUUGUAUCCCCCUUCCCAAUAACCCAACUUUGAAAUACAGGACUCUGGUUGUCUCAGGCUCCUGGGUCCUGUAGGAACAGGGACGGAACAGGGCACCUACGGAAACCAGAAGCACCCUGAGACAGAGGGAUCGGGCUUGCACAUAUUUGUAUCCACAAACUGGCCAAGGCCGCGGGAUUAAUCGUUUCUACCAACAUUUAUCUGAUGAUGAACACCAGACUUUGGAUUCUCCUCCAGGGUGCUGCGCCUGCGUGGUCACUGCACCAGGCACAAAGUCCAUGUUGACUCUGAGUCAACUUUGAUCUCUCUUCAUACCACCCAGAGUUAGGAUUCCCUAUUGUGCGAAACAUUUCCUCAGCAUUCCUUGUACUCCUCUAUCUGCAGUCACUUAGAAGCCACAAAGUUAGACAUACUACAUACUUCUUUAGCAUUGUGAGCAUUUAAAAUCUAAAGACAGUGUAUUAUGUUGAUUCAUGUUAAAGGAUACAAUUCUUUUUUAUAUACUUAAUGACAUUUUUCAUUAGGAAAUCCUUAAAAGUAUAAUAUUUCUGUUUGCUCUCUUAAAUUCCUGAUAACAAAUCAAGAUCACCUGUUGCUUUGUCUCCUUGAGGAAUACUAAAUUGGGAUGGAAUAAAAGAAAUGUAUUCAUUUAA